Molecule: messenger RNA, 5699 nt
Organism: Ceratina calcarata
Lineage: Eukaryota; Metazoa; Arthropoda; Insecta; Hymenoptera; Apidae
Gene: Sema5c
Product: Semaphorin 5c
Exons: 10
Coding region: 1978-5253 (1091 amino acids)
Biological process (GO): positive regulation of cell migration; neural crest cell migration; semaphorin-plexin signaling pathway
Cellular component (GO): plasma membrane
Molecular function (GO): semaphorin receptor binding; chemorepellent activity
Source: RefSeq, a predicted model, not a curated record
UAUCCGUUGCAUCAACGUAGAACGCGUGUUUAAAACGCAAUUGUUUAGAAUCCUCGCGUUGUUGAAAAAUCUAACGAGGCUAAUUAUUCCGAUUCGAGACGAAACGCGAUCCUACUUAGCCCGCGACUUCCUCGUCAUUGGUAAUAAUUAUCAGUCGUGGUACUUCAAGAAUCGCGUCGGAACGAGAGCACAAUUGAAUUCACUGGAAAUACGACUCAAUGAUUUAAUGAUAACGACAUACUUUUCGCUAGAACGAAGAAAAAAGUUUGCAAUAAACAAUUGGCAUUUUAUUGGUACUGACAAAAUUCGGCUAUUUCUUAUUUCGGUUGCAAUAUAUUUAGGAAGCCGUCAAAAAUUGUAAACUUUUUCGUGUGACACAAAGUCCCAUACGGUUGCCACUUUUUAGUAAUCGGUGAUCGAAGGAAAGCUGUUCGUGCGACGUAUAAAAAAAGUUAGAUAGCGAGCCGCGGGGUUAUCCGUGAGAUGAAAUUCGUCGAAGAAGAGAUCAAGUUGAGGAGUUUCUAACGAUGCCGUGAAAUUGUUCGAGGAAGAUGAGAAAGCACCGUGGCGCAGAGAAGGAUCGGAACGAGGGAUUUGGCCAGCGAAGAGGAGUGUAGAAGCAGAAACUGGUUUCCGGAUUCGGAUUACGCGGCCCAAAACGCUCUCACGUGUACGGACACAUAUUGAAGCGCAUCUCGGACACUUAGUAUGAAAAUCUUCCUCUUCGACGCUCGAUCAAUGUUCCUAAACCGUUCUCCUGUUCAUUCGAGACGAAGUAGCGUGUACAAAAUAUCCAUAUGUAUAAGUUGUACGCGUAUCGACCUCCCACACGAUCGUCGCUACGGCAAACGGGGUUCUUCCGUCCUUGAACCCUCUCCGCCCCUCCGAACACCCUUCCUGCUCUUUAUUCUCCGUUCUUUUCGUCUUCCCUCCGCCUGACUCGCCCGCGGAGACCCGGAGAAGCAGGUAGCGAGCCACUCGUAAACGCAUAAUCGUCUCGUUCCCCUCGUCCCCCCAGCGCGUCUCAAGACGAGAGAGCGAAAGGGAUAUUUGUGUGGAGAAGGAAAGGUAGAAAACUUGAUCGGGAGGGUGAUCGACCUUGGACGAUUUGGCCCUCGGUCAGGGGGCUGGACGUCCUUUGUCAAGGAUGUCAAUUUUCAGACGGGAUCGAAUGCACCCAUACCAGCGACGUAGGUACUCGAGGGAUCCCUCGCUGGUCACCCUAAGCCAUAUUUUCAUUAGCGUUCGAUUAACACCAAUCUUCCACUUACCGAUCCUAACGUUUCAAAUGUAUUCGUAGCGAGGCGAUGGGGAUUUGUUAUUCAUAGAAACGUAGUCGAUACAGGAUCAACGGACGUUCGACACUUUAUCGGCUUGAGUAAAUCCGGUUCAAGCGAUUUCAGAUUUCCAGAGGAUUUCAGGUAGCCCGAAGGAAACGACGUUUUAAACGAACCGGGGAUCGUAGAUCUCGGCCCUCUGCAGGGAUCUCUGGAAAGCUGCCGAGCGAGUCUUUCCAUCGAUCAGCGAUAGUGGGGAUAGACGUACGGGCGUACGACGCUACGGCUUUUACAGUGGUUCAGUCAGUGAUCUCGCUGCAGCCCGGCUGAGAAACGUGUAGUUUUUAAGCCCCUCUCUCACCCUCGUGUUUACUCUCGAGUUUCACUUAUACACGAUAAAUUCUCGUUGCUUGUUCCCCGAAAACUUUCUAUCGACCACUACGAUUCCGGUUGGACGAUAAGAGCCGCUCGAGCACCGAUAACUUUUGAUCUCUUCAAUUAGUAUUCGAACUUUUUAAAUGCGCGAUCGUGAGAUUUUGUUUCCGAACGCUCGGACCUGUUCUCGAGUUCUAUAAGAGCGUAAGAGGAGCGAUACCAUGCGGAGAAGAGGAGAGAAGAAAGCGUCGCUGAAAUCCAUGGAUACGUGAUCGAUCGGCUUCCCACGAAACCCGUAAGAAAAGGAGGACGAAUCCCGAUCGGGAUGGACCGGUGGCCGGUGCGUCUCGCCGUCUUGGGGAUCUUGGUCGCCAUCGUACGCACGGCCGACGACUUCCGACGCAUCUCCUACGAAGAUCUGGCGGAUGGCAAUCUCUUUCAACAGGAAGGAGUGACAUCGUAUUCACAAUUGCUGUUCGACGUCGCCAGACAGCAGGUCGUCGUCGGUGCACGGGACAAUUUGUACCGAUUGACUCUGACUUUGUUGACGCCGCUGGAACACGCUUCCUGGCCCGCGCCCGAUGACAAGAGCAACAUCUGCCAAAACAAGGGGCAGACCGCGGAGGACUGUCGGAACUACGUCAAAGUACUCCUCAGCAAUGGGAAGAGUCUACUCACUUGCGGCACGUACGCGUUCAGCCCGUGGUGCACGUGGCGAGAAAUCGAGAACAUCAGCAGCAUCACUAGCGACAUGUCGGGAGCCGCGAUGUGCCCUUAUUCGCCGCGCGCCAACGUGACCGCGUUGCUGACCAGAGGUCCGACCAGAGGUCUGUUCACCGGUGCGCCUACCGACUUCUCCGGCGCCGAUCCGGCGAUCUGCAGAACUCUCGCCUCGCCUAACCCGAACCUCCGCACCCACCAGUACGAUUCCAGAUGGCUGAACGAUCCGCAGUUCGUCGGCAGCUUCGAGACGGAGGAUCACGUGUACUUUUUGUUCCGCGAGUCGGCCGUCGAGUACAUCAAUUGCGGCAAGAAAAUCUACUCGAGGAUAGCGAGAGUCUGCAAGAACGAUCGCGGCGGCCAGAUCAUGAUGAAGGACGUUUGGACCACGUUCAGCAAGGCGCGAUUAAAUUGCUCGCUCCCCGGCGAGUUCCCGUUCUACUACGACGAGAUCCAAGGCGCGGUCUAUCAUCGCGAGGAAGACGUCGUUUACGCGACGUUCACCACGCCCAUUAACGGCAUCGCUGGCUCGGCCAUAUGCGCUUUCAACAUGACUGCGAUCACGGCGAGCUUCAACGGGCCCUUUAAAUACCAAGAGAACUCUGGCGCCGCUUGGGAAAGGAGACCAGUGGCCCAUCACAAUCGACAGCGGUGCGACUCGUCGGAGAAGGUGGCUCCACAUCAGAUCAUAGACAACCAGAGGUACCAGCUGAUGGACGACGCUGUUCAGAGCACGAUGCUCGAACCGCUGCACACCGCGGUCCUCGAGAGGUUCACGUUGAUCGCGCUUGACGUCACGCCGACCAAGUUGCACCGCGUAGUGACCGUCCUCUACGUAGCUACCGACCUCGGGACGAUCAAGAAGAUCUCCGUGUUGCCGCGAACGCAGGAGAGCUGCAUCGUCGAGGUCUGGGGUCCGCUCCCGUCCACCCCGAUGACCAUGCAGUUCUUGAAGGACACGCACAGUUUGUACGUCGGAACGGAAGUCGGUUUGAUGAGAAUUCCCGCGGCGCAGUGUCACAGACAUCGAAGUCGACAAGCGUGUCUGAACGCCCAGGAACCGUACUGCGGAUGGAACGAGCAUCUGAUGAAGUGCGCACCGGCUCCGAAGGAAAGUUAUCUCGCGAAUCAUUGGCACCAGGAAGUGACCAAGUGCCCGGUUCUCACGGAUCCCGUCGACGGUGGCUGGAGCGCGUGGAGUUCCUGGUUCCCGUGCCAGCACGGCGCGUCGGAACACGCGUACUCGCACCCACGUUCCCAUGCGCACUCGCACACGCAUUCGGAACACGCGGAGGACGCUUGUCUGUGCCAGACGAGGGAGUGUAACAAUCCGCCCCCGCAACACGGUGGGGCGAGCUGCACCGGGUCCAGGGUCCGAGUGACUAACUGUACGGUUCACGGCGGAUGGACCGCGUGGUCGGCGUGGUCGGCGUGCUCACAAACCUGUGGUUUUGCCAUGAAGACCAGGCGUCGAUCUUGCACGAAUCCCGCGCCGGCGUUCGGUGGCCGAGUCUGCGUCGGCCACGAUCACGACGAUAUCGUCUGUAUAGAUCUGCCGCCUUGUCCCACCCCGGCCAAAGCAGCGUCGCCUCCAGCGACUGGCCAGUGGUCUUCGUGGUCCGAUUGGGACGCUUGUUCCCGUCCUUGCAAUGGAGGGAUACGUGUACGACGGAGAACUUGCGAGAAAUCUUCAUCGCGCAAAGCAGCUGUCGAGUGCAAUGGAUGCGACGUCCAGGUGGAGGAGUGCAACGCGCAUCAGUGCGUCGAGACCAAGAGAUACUCCGGAUGGACGCCGUGGCUGGCUGCAAAUGCCAGCGUUCAAGGCUCGAGCGUCGGUUAUGUGGAGAAGCGCUAUCGCUUCAGCUGUCGGGCGCAAACCGACGAUCCGUCCAGCGUGAGAGUGCAACUGGCCAAGGAAGAGGAGCGGUAUUGUAAGAACGACGGUUCUUGUCUGAGAGGAAGCGCCAAUCAAAAUCCGUACGGUUCCGAUAUCGCGGAGGUCGGAUGGUCCGAGUGGUCCGGCUGGCGAGCCUGCGAUCGUCCCUGCGGCGGCGGUUCCCAGCAAAGAGUGAGACAGUGCGAGUCACCGCCUUGUGAGGGAUCGCUCGUCCAAACCAGAUUGUGCAAUGUGCAUCCCUGUCGCAUGAGUGCCCCUGCCGUGGCCUCGGAAGGGCAAUGGUCCUGUUGGACCGACUGGUCCGAGUGCUCGGUCUCGUGCGGCGUCGGAGUGCGCUCUAGAACGAGGGACUGUCUAGGCCCGGACACGUGCGAGGGACCGAGGCUCGUCAGAGAGACCUGCGAGAUGCCCAGCUGCGAAUCGUUGCUCGGUUGGGACUCGUGGUCGCGGUGGACACCCUGCGACGAAGAUCGUCAACAGCACAGAAAAAGACAAUGCCUUCAGCAUGGGAUAGGAACGUGUCAAGGACCAAGCAGAGAAACCCGUGACUGUGCGCUCGACUGCGUGAGUAACGACGUGAACGCUUUACGAUCCAGCGUAGAGCAAUCGGGCAUCACCGUUGGCGCGGUGGUAGGAAGCUGCGUGCUGGGAUUCUUAGUCGGUCUGGCUCUGACGGCAGUUCUGAGUUUUUGCUAUCUGAAGCGACGGCAGCAACGAGCUGCCGGUAGCCCUCGGUACAUCAGUAAGCAGAAUCCUUAUGUCACGGUCCCGUUGAAGGAAGUGAACGCCAAGCGGCAGCCCAGCUUUUCCGGUAGCACCAACGGCAACGGGACACUCCGAGGUAAGAAUAAUCCGAACGUGAACGGUCUCGGUAGCCCGAAACUGUACCCGAAGAGCCUCGAGUACGAGUCGGCUACGUUGAAGCGAAACAGCCACGGACAGCAACACAUUCGAGUCGAUUUGGACCAAGAGAAAUACUACUGAAUCGUCAUGAAGGCGGUGAAGGAGACGCUUCCUCGUUCGAGGAACAGUUCUGUGGAAAACGAUACUGCCAUACGCGUCGAACAGUAAAGUACGCGUACACGUUCGCCGAUUCUCGUCGGAUGCGACGUUUAUUUCGAAGGUCGCAACGAAAUCGACUUCUACUUAGUGCCAUCGUUACACGGACAACGUCGAACGAUCGUGCCGGUGUAACGUAUCGAAACGUAUGUACCUACGUAUGAAAAGAGAAGGAGUGGAAGAGUGGAUGAACGAACGAACGAUCAGGUCUUUCGAGUAUCUAUUGGCUCACAUUGAGUCGACUCGUGCCUACGGACACGCGGCGAGUCGAACAGCGCGGAACGACUCGAUGCGGGAAACGAGUCACGGACGUUUUACGAAUCGUAUCGCGCGACUGCAAUAAAAGAAACGAUAACGCUCGACGAGUUUUA